Messenger RNA from Adineta ricciae, 3966 nucleotides. NCBI's taxonomy places the organism in Eukaryota, Metazoa, Rotifera, Eurotatoria, Adinetida, Adinetidae. The record is from the annotation of a GenBank genome assembly.
AUGAGUGUUUAUAAUCAUCGUCCGAGCACUGUAAAUUUGAAUCAAUUGGUAACAAGUAUUCCUAUUCGGCGAAAAGCAGCCGAUCAAGUUGAACGAGAUAAGUUCGAAUGGAGUCAGUGGCAAAGUGCAAGCAAGGCAAUCAAUACUGCUGAAUCACCAGCAAAAGAAAAACAUGUUCGAAAUCUUAUUCUUGGUACCUUUCGAUUGGAAGGUGCGCGUCUAUUUUGGUCAAUGAUGACGAGACUUCAGUUAGAAUCACAUCCGAUUAUUUGCUGGAAAUUCUGUUAUGUUAUGCAUCGAGUUCUGCGCGACGGGCAUAAACAUGUUGUACAUGAUUCUGUUCAAUUAGCACCCUAUUUUGAACAGUUAGGCAAAUUCUGGUCUCCUUUCUCGGAAGCACCAUUACGCGGAGGAAGUCAACUGAGUGCACUCCGACAAAGCUAUGGUAUGAUGACAUAUCGAUAUUGUCGAUUAAUGGUAUCGAAAUUGACAUUUCACGAGCGCAAUCCGACAUUUGCUGGAAAUCUAUCGAUUGGCGAACAUAAUGAUAUUCGACGAAUAUUCAAUGAUAAUCUGGACGCAUACUUUCAAUUAUGUAUUGAGUUGCUCGAUUACAUGGAAGAAAUCUUAGGCCUUGUCGAAAUUGUCUUCACAUCACUGGAUCAAUCACGUGCAAAUUCAAUGACAACAGCUGGUCAAUGUCGUCUUCACCCAUUAAUUCUCUGCAUUCAAGAUUCAAGUAUUCUGUAUGAUUAUAUUGUCAAAGUUCUUUUCAAAUUACAUGAUAAUUUACCUGGUGAAACGUUACAAGGACAUCGACAACGAUUAAUUGAACAAUUUCGAAGAUUGAAACGUUUUUAUGAACAAUCGUCAACAUUACAAUACUUUCGAGAUUUAAUUAAAGUACCAAUUUUACCUGAUAAUCCACCAAAUUUCAAAUUGAAAGAUGAUAUCAAGAACUACCAAGCACCUAUUGCCAUUAUUCAUACACCACCACCGGAACCUACCCAAGCUAUUGAUGACAUUCUGAUUGAUACAAGUGACGAUACUCAAUCCACUGCAAGUUUUGCGAUGAAUGAUGAUUGGCCACCCAAUGGACAUGCACCGGAUCGAUCAAAAGAAAUUGCCGAUUUAGAACAACGAUUAUUAAAGUGUGAUCUAAUGCUACGAGAGAAUCGUUCGGAAACUGAUGAGUUACAUCGACUGAUCGCGGCUAAAGAUUCUGAACUAACAUCAGAAAGAAAUCAUCGGUUACAACUAGAAGAACAAAUUCGUCAGCAAUUGGAUAACCAACGUCGUGUGGAAGAAAUGCAUGCACUCGAAAAAAAAUCGAAUUCAGAUGAAAAAUUCAAUAAGUUACUUGAAGCUUACAAUAAACUCCGCGAAGAACAUAUCGUCGUUUUACGUCGAGAAGGUGAAAUAAAGAAGCAAUUAGCAAACUUUCACCAAGAGCAUGCACAAUUAAAAGAAGCUCAUAAAAAAAUGGGCGAGGAAUUUAAUCGCAUGAAAACCGAGUAUGAACAGCUGAGACAACAUAAUCAAGAAGAACUCAACGAAGAGAUUCUUCAAUUACGACAAACAAAUGAUCAAAUCUUUUUCGAGAUGAAUACAUUGAGAUCACAACGCGAAUUAUUCGAAAAUGAAUUCGAAGAACAGACUGUUCGAUUGAAUGAGAAUGAAAAUCAACGUCAAAACCAAGAAAAAACCAUUCACGAACAGACCAAACGAAUCGACACGUUGACGCUCGAACUCGAUGAGAAGACACAAGCUCUUCAACGUGAAUUGAGCAAUUUUGAAAAUCAGACGAAUGCACUCGUCGAACGUGAAGAAAAACUUAUUCGUCUGACUGAAAUUAUCAAUAACUAUGAGACAAGUGUGAAAGAGAGUCAGAAAAUGAUCGAAGAAUGUCAGUUGACAAAUAAAACAUUGAAAGAUGAUCUACAAAAUAAGUCUAACGAGUUUACUAAUAAACUAAACACUAUUCAGCAUGAUCAUGAACAAGAAAUGAAAGAACAUUUAACUACAAUUCAGGAAUUGAAAUCCGAAAAUUCUAAUCUCAAUGCUAAGUUAACCGAAUCGAAUGGUAUCGUAACCGAUCUACAGCAUGAAAACGAACAUCUUAAAAAUCAGUUAGAUACAUCCAAUCGAGAAAGAGAACAAUUUCGAAAAGAUGUAGAUGAGUUAAAACGAUUGAUGGAAGACCGCGAGACUGAAUUGCAAAGUCGAAUAGCGGCAUUAACAAAUGAACGUAAUGAUUAUCAAACAACAACAGUCAUAACAACAGAACGUAUCAAAGAAAUUGAAAAUGCUAAACAAAGUGUCGAAAAUCGUUAUCGAGAGUUAGAAAGUGAAAAGGCGAUGAUUCAUGGUCGACUGGAAAAUGACAAAUUGGAAUUUGAAAGAAAACUACAAGAAGCUGAAAGUGAUCGUGGCGACUUGUUAUCAAAAAAUCAGGAACAUGAAGAGAAUUUAAUCGAUUUAAUUCAUGAAAAAGAAGAAUUAGAAAACAAACUUGCUGACAUGGAAGCAUUAACCCGUGAAUGGGCACAAAAGUAUGUAACUACAACUGACAGCCAAAAAUUGAUGCAAACAAAUCAUGCCAACAUGAUGAAUAACUUAAAACAACAAUAUAAAUAUUCAAUUUUAACGUUUUGCAUCAACCAAAUGCAUGAUGGAAUUGAACGUGCGAAAGAUGUAGAAUUGUUGAAUUGUAAAAGUGGCGCAGAAUAUCUCCUAUCAAAACUUCGAACGGCUGUAUCUAGUGCAAAGACCACGCAGGAUUUGUGGAAAAAACAGGUCACUGAAGAAGAAGCCGCAACAUUCCCAUUUCUAAAUGAAUGUAUUUUACUGUCGAGCUGUAUGGUCGACAUUGUUGUUCAUGGCAAAGCUACAUCUAAUCUCGUGCAAGAUGUCGAUCAAAGUGUUGUAUUAGCUGAUAAUUGUCGGGAUGUGACGUUGCAAUGUAUUGAUCUUUAUACGAACUAUCAAACACCCGCGACAAAUAUUGAUUUUGAUAAACAAUCGAGUGAAUUAAUUCGUCGAUUGAAUUCCCUUAUUGACAAGACAACAACACUUUUGCCCAAGGUAUCAGAUAUCAGCAAGGAAGAAUUGGGUGAUCUCGUAGAAAAAGAGUUGCAAUUAACCCAUGAAACGAUAGACGAGGCUGUUCGACAACUAGAAGCGAUGAUGGCAAAAUCACGUGAGCAAGAUACUGGAAUCAAAUGUGAAGUCAACGGACAGAUUCUUGAUUCAUGUGGUAAACUAAUGCAAACCAUCAAAGCUUUAAUCAUCAAAGCACGAGAUCUUCAAAAGGAAAUUGUUGGACAAGGACGAGGUACAGCAAGUGCACGUGAAUUCUAUACAAAGAAUCAUAAGUGGACCGAAGGUCUUGUUUCGGCAGCGAAAAAUGUUGGUGUCAAUGCGAAGGUUUUAAUUGAAUCAGCUGAUCAUCUGUUGGGUGGUAGUGGCAAAUUCGAAGAAAUCAUCGCUUGUUCACAAGAAAUUGCCGCAUCAACAGCGCAAUUAGUUGCAGCAUCGAAUGUCAAAGCUGAUCGCGAGUCAAAAAAUCGUGAAGCACUUUCCCAAGCAUCCAAAGCAGUCAAUGCAUCAACUGCUCAAGUUGUUGCAACAGCCAAAAACUGUGCUUCAAUUAUUGAAGAGAAGAGUACAAUGGACUUCAGCUCAUUGAGUUUACAUCAAACUAAACGUAAAGAAAUGGAUGCUCAAGUGAAAGUUCUUGAAUUGGAAAAGGCGUUAGAACAAGCUAAACAACAAUUAUAUAAAUUACGCAAACAGCAUUAUCAAAUGGCUGGCGAAGAAGCUGGCUGGGAUCAAAAUGGGGCGACGGUGUUUCCAAGAGUUUCUUGUUGGAUAUGGAAACUGGAAAAUGCAUGGGAUAAACUUCUUCGAUCAUUUUCCCCUGUUUCGCUUUUAAUUUAUUAUACUCUUUUUAUUGUUCUUUUUUGA